Molecule: messenger RNA, 480 nt
Organism: Leishmania braziliensis MHOM/BR/75/M2904
Lineage: Eukaryota; Euglenozoa; Kinetoplastea; Trypanosomatida; Trypanosomatidae
Product: putative membrane protein
Exons: 1
Biological process (GO): calcium ion transmembrane transport; Golgi calcium ion transport; manganese ion transmembrane transport
Cellular component (GO): Golgi apparatus
Molecular function (GO): calcium ion transmembrane transporter activity; manganese ion transmembrane transporter activity
Source: RefSeq, a predicted model, not a curated record
AUGACGGUAUUGUCGGCACUGAUGGGCGUAGUGGUGCCCAACCUGCUCUCUGUACAGGUGACACAGAUGUUGGCGGUGGUGCUCUUUAUGGUGUUCGGCGGAAAGAUUCUUUACGACGAGCUGAUUCGAAGGAAGGCUAAUGACGAAGAGAGCGAGGACGAGAUGUCGGAGGCUGCAGCGGCUUUGCGCCGUCGCGACCCGAACGAUCCAGCCGAGACCGGUAGCGUGGCGUCGUCCACCUACAUGAGCGCGCCGGCUCGUCGCUGGCGCACGCUGCUGAACCCUGUCAUGGUAGAGGCGUUCACGCUAACCUUCGUUGCCGAAUGGGGAGACCGUAGCCAGCUGGCCACCAUUGCGUUGGCCGCCGCGAAGAGCCCGUACGGCGUCACCGUUGGCGGUAUUCUCGGCCACGCCAUCUGCACCGGCGGCGCUGUUCUGUGCGGUAACCUCGUCGCACAACGCGUGUCCAUGAAGACAGUG